Molecule: messenger RNA, 2121 nt
Organism: Orbilia oligospora ATCC 24927
Lineage: Eukaryota; Fungi; Ascomycota; Orbiliomycetes; Orbiliales; Orbiliaceae
Exons: 4
Coding region: 1-2121 (706 amino acids)
Source: RefSeq, a predicted model, not a curated record
AUGCGAUUCUCAGUCGCCGCCCUUGCCUUUUUGACCGCUCUUGCCGACGUUGCUGUUGGGCAGAACAGUUGUGGGGCUACAGCAGCGGGCUGUCCCACUAUUCGAGACGAUGCUACUUCGAGGGCAAGCUGUUCUUCGUAUUUUACCCAAAAUUCGAUUAAAACCUCGACAUGCUACACCGCAACUGUGCUUACAACCCACUAUAAUUUGACAAGAACCGAGACAAGGACAUUUUAUGAAACGAUAGAUGCCACUUUAACCUCGGUUGAUACUAUCACGUCAAAUAUUGAAGCCUCGACUGUGACGGUAGAACCGACUUCAACUGUUUUCGUCACCGGGACUGCGUAUGAGACGGCGACAACAUUAACAAAUACCAUUGAGACUACGUUUACUUCUUAUUCGACGGUGGUGACAGUCUCAACGUAUACCACCACAGUUACGGGAUUCCCUCCAAGUACUACUUCAACAGGCUCAGUUCCCUCGACGUUAGCAAAAUUACGUAGACGCCAGGCCGUAACUGUUCCAGGCGAUUGCUCAUGCUUUCUAUUCACAUCUACCGUUAGAACCCGUGCAGCUUACGAAUUUCCGACUGCGACGACAACAAUUACCAUAUCGACGACGGUUCAAGUGACUAACUACGCAACGGUGACCGGUUCAACGACUGUAUCUGUAACAGGGGGGGUUGUAACCACAACUGCGUGGGUGGUUUCAACGGUAUCUGUAACCAAUACUCUACUUGCCACAGCAGUCACCGAAACCACCACAACGAUCACCCGAACGGGAACCACAACCACCACUAACGUAGUUUCCGAAUAUACUUACGUACCACCUAAUGUUCCAGAUCCGACUGCCUGCCCUGAAAAUAUAGGUCUUGAGGUCGCAAUAUAUGAUAAUCCGUACAGAAUCCCUGAGGGAGGGCCCUCCCCACCCGGUUACAACAACUUCGUCCCGGAAUACUUCAAAACCAGUCAACCCUAUGAUCAGAAUCGGACGAAUGCAGUUGGAUUUAUCUGGCGUCAGGAAGAUCCCGAGGGCCUCAACUAUGAUCGGUAUGGUAUGAAGGCUAAGGUCACUACUUAUAACACCCUCGAACCAGGCGCCGAACACGUUAUCAAUCAUCGCGGUUAUUUCUACGCGCCCAAAACCGAAACCUACAGCUUCAGAAUCUUUAACGCUGACGACGCUGGCUGGCUCUGGGUUGGUCAGAACGCAUACACCGCUUGGACUCGGGCGAAUGCCAACGCACUAUCUGUUUAUAGAUCUUCUAACGCCUCAAAUACCUUCACGAUCACACUGACUGCCGGCAGCUAUACUCCCAUGAGGAUUAUCUACGCCAACGGUCUCAGAUCUGGGUAUUUUAGCUUCGAGAUUAAAGAUUCGGCAGGCGAAGCAUACGUAGAAAAUCGCACUCCAUCCCCUUAUCUUGUCGCAUUUGCUUGUGAUAAACCCCAGGAAGCCCCGCCAUUCAACGCUUUUGGUUCCGAAAAUUCAAUGCCUAUGGGACCUCCAGACACUAGCUGCAACAAUGCUGGUAUGGAGGCCGCGAUCUUCGACAACCCCUAUGUCAGCGACGGAACUCCGGCCUGGGGAGAUUUUCUCGUUGAAACCUAUAAAUAUCGCACACCCACCGAAAGAGAAAAGAUUGUCACAUCGAUAGGAAUCGAUUGGGCCGCUACAACUGUUGGUGGAGUUCAUCGCCCUUUUGGAUGGACGCCCAAUCAAACCAGCCUUCGUUAUGCCAUACUAUGGCGCGGUUUUUUCUAUGCCCCCAGAUCUGGAGAAUACACCAUCAAGGUCUCAAGAGGUGAUAAUUUCGGCGCGUUCUGGACAGGUGAUAUAGCAAGGUCCGGUUGGACUAGAGCGAAUGUCAACGCCAUAACCUAUUGGGUUUCGCCCGACUUCGUAAACGGAGAAGCUACCUUCACUCUCGUUGGAGGAACUUUCUUACCACUCCGUGUCAUUACGGCAAAUACCGGCGCGGCUUCAAGAUUAGACUUUGAGAUCCUCGACGAGAAGAACAAUUAUUACGUUAGACCGAGUGUUCCCAGCGCUUACCUCGUGCGUUUUGGCUGUGGCGGAACGGCUUAUCCAUUUGGAGAUCCAUUUGGGGAGGAGAGUUAG